Molecule: messenger RNA, 2098 nt
Organism: Babesia bovis T2Bo
Lineage: Eukaryota; Apicomplexa; Aconoidasida; Piroplasmida; Babesiidae
Exons: 6
Coding region: 8-2089 (693 amino acids)
Source: RefSeq, a predicted model, not a curated record
AAAUACAAUGGCAACAUUGGAGGCUGGGAGCGCUGUGGCUCCUGAGGCUUCGGUGUCUUCCCUUUCGAUUGCCGACAUUAUUGCAUAUGCAGUUAAAUCUGAAUUAGAUACUGAUGUUGCAGAAUUAAAGGAAUCUGAAGGUGUGUCUAUGUUGUAUUACUUUUUACAAAAACUGUGGAUUUUUAUGACUGAUGCAUCACUUUAUCCUGGAAUAAAAGAGGAUGAUGGCCACAGUCCUGUGAUUCCACUUUUUUACUCCUCGGAUUCUCGGAAACAAGUAUCACAUAGGAUAUUGGAAUUUUUAUCGCAAUUUCAUGAUGAGAACACUGAAGAAGGAACUCUAAAUUAUGACAACGCAGCAUCUCCAGUGCGCAACAUCGUACAGGGUCAUCUGUCCACAUGUUUCAAGCUUCUGUCUAGCUUCCUUAUGGCAGUUGCUGAAAAUAAUACAGGAAACUAUAAAAUGACCAAUGGAUUUUUAUAUCUCAUAGAGAUAUACCUAAAUAUGAUCCCUACAGUGUUGGACUUUUCGUUUUUUAUAGACCUAUUAACAGAUUUAGUGAAGAGAAUCCCUGUAUCCAGUGGGAAAUUGUUAUGUGAAUUCUUGUAUCAACGUGCUACUGUCAUACGAAACAUAUUCAAGACGUUGGAAUCGGUUGCACAUACCCGUGUUGUUCAGACUGCAGGGGCAAAGAUGAUUGGUUUUGCCCGUAUUUUGGAAUCUACGUUAGAAGAGAAUGGUGAUGUAGACACGCCAAUACAUGUAUUUAAUUUACGUGUAACUCUUACGAGUUGUAUACCAAUAUCGCAUUUAGGUGUCUGUAAUCGUCAAUCGUUGAGUGCUGACGUUCCCACUUUCAAUAAAGCAUCUGCAGAGGAGUGGAAAAAGAGGGUCGAAUUAAUUGCUGAGAGGCGAAUUCAGGGCAUCACUAACUUUGAGAUCAACAACUAUGAAACUAUAUCUAUUAACAACAGCAUUCCAAAUGGGACCAGUGGUGACACAUUUGACUUGAAGUCAUACAUGGGCUCUGUAGACGACAGUACUUCUUCAUCCUAUGCUAUUCCUCAUUUACCAACGUACAAUUUAUAUUCAGAUUAUUGUGAUCUUUUGCAAUUCAUAUUUAAUCCAUUCGUCAUAAUGGAAAAGACACAGGAAUAUAUGGAUGGACUACAAUCUCAGUUUUCAUCUGUUUCGUUAUAUAUCAUGAAUUUGGCUGACAAGACCCAUCAAUGUGAAUAUGAUAUGCCGUGGGUGAUUCCAUUGAGUUCUAAUCUAUCGACCUUUAUCGCUCGUUGCACAAGCAUGGCCUUUUGGAAAACAUUUUUGUGUGCUAGCAGCUUGGCCCUUCAAACAUUAAAGAUAUCGCACAAGCGCACAUCACCGUCGGAGAGUGUAUAUUCUAUGCUACGGGAAAAGUCUGCCGGAUGUCUAGACCAUAUUGAGAAAUCGUUAAAUCAAUGCGUAUCGAAGAUAAGUGGACUUCCCUCUAUUUUAGAACGCAUUCUUUCAAGGGAAAAGGAAUGGGUAUUGUGGAAACAACGCGGUUGUAUCUCUGACGGUUGCUACCCUGUAACUAACGACUUUUUGACUAAUCCCUCUGAACCAUCCCAGGCACCAUACAAGGAAGAAGGAAACGAUAUGAUGAAUUUUGUUAACUUGUUAUCUGAAUUGGAAUCACUGAGUCCCAUAGGAGAUGAUGGUCUUCCCCAAUUGGGCGCCAAUUUCGCGUUAUCUGUAGACAACAUUUGUUUAAAUCGGCAGUCCACUGCGUGGUAUCUAACCAAUCGCGCAACUGACAGGCCAGCUGCCAGCGCUUCUAUGAAAAUGGAGCAAAAAUUGGAAGACUGCAUAGAGAAGAUGCGCAUGGAUGCUGAUCCUGAGAAUGGUAUAGAAGAAGAAGAUCGCAUCAAACACGACUCUAUGUUUCGAUUCCGCUUCAAUCGCCUUUUUUCCAGCCGGUAUGUGCACAAAUACAUGGACCUUAGCAACGAAGACAUCGCUUCUGGAAGUUUAGAAUGCUUAGUGGAUUCCUUGCACACACCUGAGAAACGCGUGGUUAAGAAGCCAACGUUUCAAGAGACAAAUUAACCAUAUGGU